UGACAAGAGACACUCCCCCCUCUUUUUCGCCUUUUGUUCCGAGGUGGAGCCUGACACCCCGACUUUACCGAACCUGACUGCUGGCGGAGGAGACGGAGGACAGAGAACCGGGACCAGCGAACAUUGGCGCGUCUCUGGAACGCAGCUCGGGGAGGGAACCUCACUAGACGGCUUCAGGGAAGGAAUCAGCUUACAAAUCCUACAAACCGACAGUGAUCGACAGAUCCGCACGAAAAGAUGAAUUAUUUCAUACUCCUGUCGGUUCUGGCCACGGUGGUUACCGGAAAGUCACCUCGCCUGAAAUUUAUUGUGCACGAGCCCCCCAGGUUCCAUUUCAACAAGCCUGAGAACUACAUCAGCAUGUACCACCAGGAAGGAAGUGACACGCUUUAUGUCGGCGGCCAAGCAACGAUCUACGUGUUGACAUUCAGUGAUAAAAGGGUUGUUGACAUGCAGAUCCCAGCGGCAUCGGAUCAGACUGCAAUUGAUACCUGCAAGGCAAAAGCUUCUCCAGAUGAGAUGGAGUGCGACAAUUUCAUCACCGUCCUUCAGAAAGUUAAUGACACAUUCAUAGUAUGUGGGACGAAUGCUGGAAGCCCCAGAUGCUGGAUGCUGGUAAAUGACACGGUGCUGACAGACGUCCAAGGCGGUGGGAUGAUAGCGCCAGCCUCUCACAUCUCACCUCCCUUCCCUUCGCAGAAGUCAAUCAACUUGCCUGCAGAUGGGAGUCUGUACUCGGCCAUGUCAUCAGUGGGAGGUCACACCGGCUUGAUCCGUCGUACUUUUGGCUCCCAGAAACUCCUGAAGACGGAAAAUGUUUGGCUGCUGAAUCCUCAGUUUGCUGGAGCAUCCAUAAUCCCUGCCUCGGAAAAGUACAAAGAGGAGAUCUAUUUCUUCUUCACGGAGUUCAACAAAACAGCCCGAGUGGAUGAGGAGCCAUACAGGGCCCGCAUAGGUCGAAUCUGCACGGUGGAUGAAGGGGGCAUCAAAGCCCUCCUGCCAGAAUCUUUUACCACCUUUUUGAAGGCUCGGGUGAUGUGUGGCGCAGGCAACACACAGCAGCAGUACAACAACAUGAAGCAGGCUGUGGUCCUGACGGCUCAGGACAAGAGGGCUGGAGUCAUGUAUGGCCUUUUUUCCAACGCAUGGGGAAGAACGGUGGUCUGUGCCUAUUCCAUUGAAGAUAUUGAUCGAGCCUUCUCUAAUUCUAAACUGAAAGGCUACAGCAGCUCAUUUGGUGGCACUCGACCAGGGAUGUGUGUACGUAAAAGUCCAUCACCAGCAGAUGGUCAGAACAACGUCAAAAACCUUGGCAUCAUGAGAUACUACCCUGAAAUUGAGGAUGUAAUUCGGCCGGUUGGUGUGAAUCCACUCGACCUCCCCACAGAUGAUCAAAUCACCCACGCUGUCGCAGAUAUUGUCCUGGCAGUCAAUGAUGAGCAUUACACUGUCCUGUACCUCGGAACAGACCAAGGCAAAGUUCUCAAGGUUCUUCACACCAUCCAGGAUGUCUUCAUCAUAUCUCAGUAUUCUCUGUUCCACAACGAAGGGCCUGUUCUAAAUAUGGCCAUCGACUCACAAAAGGGUCACUUGUAUGUCGGUACUGCUAUGGAAGUCCAGCGUCUGCCUUUGGCUGACUGCAGGCGCUAUGGCCACACAUGCAGAGAGUGCAUCCUCUCCAGGGAUCCUUACUGUGGUUGGGACAAGGCCAGGAGGAAGUGCAUCGCCAUCCCGCCCGGAUACAACGUCACAACUGGAACUCUUAUUCAGAAUCUCGAUAGUUCCAACUCCUCCAUUUGUGAGGAAGCUGCUGCACUUAAGCUGCGGCAAACUUCGCCAAGAGAGAUUGUGGUGAAAGGAAAAAACACCACCGUGUUUCUGCCCUGCCCCGUUCACUCCUUUCAUGCCACCUACCGCUGGGAGAAAGACAACUGCAAAAGGAACUACCCGUGCCUGUUCUCCGGAGACUUCUGCGUACUGGGCCCGGUUGUUAACACUCCCUUGAAGGAAGGUGUCUUCCGCUGCAUGGCCACUGAGGACGGAUUCAAGGUGGAAGUUGUUUCCUUCAGGCUGGUGAAUGAUGGGAGGCUUAUAUCUGCUUCAUUUGCCUCCAUCUUGGGCCUUUCAGCCCUGCUUGCUGUGGUGACCCUAUGGCUUCAUUAACUAUAGCUAACACUGAUGCUAUCUUCUCUUUUGUAGUGGCUCCAACUGACAGGAUAAACAAGGGGCCAUUGUGGGAGUUAGGUUUGCAUUGCACCGGCACUCAUGGAUGGGUUGUGCACUGACACCUGAAACGUUUUUUUAUUUAGGUUUUUAUCAAGAACAUAUUAGUAUAAAAAAGUUCAAACUAUCCCAUCCACCUUAUUUUUGAACAUGGAAGUAAAUGUAGGUCCAGGUUCCGGUUUUUCUGUGACCCUUUCAUUUCUCCACUUUCCUGGGCUAACUAACAGCAGCUUAGCUAAACUUGUGAACUUUGUUGUGGGUACAUUUCCUAAAAUUGUUGAACAAACGAAAUGGCAAGUUAGCACCCUCAAACAUUUCACAAGUGGCAUGAUAUGAAGAAGUGACCUCACUUAACAUAUGAGGACAUUUUUAACUAUUUUGUGUUGUCACUUGGUGCAGAGAUGGCCAGGUGCUCCUGUGUCGCGGGUGAGGGGAAGUCAUGCAUUGGUGAUAUUAUGGAAGGUAGGCUAAUAAAUUGUCACUUCAGUGCAUGCUAACUUACAAGAUGCGUCUUUGUUGUAAUUAGAUUGCAAUUCAGUUUAAUUUUCUGCAAAACAAAAACCACAUAAGUCCAUCAUCUCUAUUAUUGCUCAUUGAAAUAAUCAUAUUGCAUUGCUACUCUUAAGUAAAAUUUUGGGAUAUUCUUUCCGAUACGAGAAACUUAAUUGAAUAGAGAACAUACAUGUUUUGCCCAAAGAUGAGGAUGACAAUGAAACACACCUACAGUUUACAUUAAAGCAAGACUUCAUUUUUUUCUUAAGCUUCUUCUUCUUUUUUUCCCCCAUCUUACUGCUGAACUUGUGCCAUUUACUGGUAGUGAAUAUACAGUAAGGACAGUACUGUAAAGAAUAAAUGUUUUCACUUUACUCUCAGAGCACACUCACGUGUGUAUACCCAUACAUAUAAAUAUACUUCCAUACAUACAUUCAUUGCCUGGUCUUCUUUUGAUUUUGUGUCCAUCAAACGAAAAGAGCAAACAUACGGUUGCUCUCAAAUUUAAAGCUUUUAACCACAGGCAAAGGGAUUCCUCAUCCCUUGGCAGGGGAUGAAGGUCAUAGGGCACCAAACAUCCACGUUCAGCUCUAGAAAGCGGUUUGUGACUUAACGACUUCUGCUCCAAGUAUUUAUUUCCUUUGAACCAGGAUAUUCUCAAAGCCAUAAUGUUAAGUGAGUUAUUAUGAAGACGGUGAACAGUAAGUUAGCUAGCCAGCGGCCGGAAGUGCCUGACCAAAAGUCACGCACAAAAAACACCAUUUGUGUCUAUAUUUCUGUUAAAAAUAAGGUGGAUAUCUUGGUCAAAAAUAACAUAUCUACAGCUGCAACUGAUUGCAUUAGAUAAAACCUGUAAAAUUCAGAACUUUGCUGACUAAUAAUGUCAUUCAACCAUGAUGUGGUGCUUUGCGAACCUUUCUUCUCUUACUAAAAAAGAUGAACAUAUCCAGUGAGUUGGGCAAAAAACACCAAUACCAGGCCAAUUCUUUUAAACUUUUCUCUACAUAUUUUGAAAUUACCUUGAUUGUGCUUAUUUGUGGAUAUGUAAACCUUUAAUAAUGCUAUUACAUCUCUUCAUUCCUCUUGUUCAACUUUAUUGUCUAAGCUUAUUGGAACCUAAAAAUGUCUGGUAUUGAGAUUUUAAAAGCCUUAAUACUUUUGGGACAUGGACUCCUAAGCACAAUUUUGCAGUUGAGGGUGAAAACUGCAGACUCAGUUGGACUUGGGGAAAUGUUCAGUGCAGCUGAGUCUAACAAUGUGGCUGGGAGGAAGUGAGCUUUUAGAUGGAAAGUAGGAUGGGCCUCGAACAUCACUGUGUCUCAGCACUUCCUCCUCAGACUGGGCAGUUUCUAGCAAUGUUACAGCAGAUGGUUUCAAACAACAUAACUUUGCCUUGUUCACAGCUUCAUGCAUUGCUCUUUUCCUUUCAUCAUGCCAUCAUCUCUCAUUUACCCUGUCCUCAUAAUCUGUGAUAUUCAAUUAAAUAUCAUUCUUAUUUAAAGUUAGGUACAGAGAUAAUGAUCUUUUUAAGUAGAUGAUGGCAUGUUGUUACCACAACCCAUUAAUGUACGUCAAAAUUGGGAAAUUAGAACACAUAGCUCCUGGUCAAAGAGGAGCAGUUUUCUUUGUAAAUAAUGAAAAAUGAUUUCUUUAUACCAGACCAGUGGCGGUUUUUGAUAUGGGUGAAAUUGCUCUUUGCCCAGGUUGCCCUUUUGUCACGAGGAAGGUUGUCCUGUUCUGUUAGUUGCACCCAGAUUGAGUUUUUAUUGUGUAUCUGCAUGUCAAUGGGGACUGUUUGCCCUCCUAUGUUGUGCACAGUUUAAGCACUGUGAGUAAACAUGGUAAUGCACCACAGCCAGUUGAUGAUGUUCAGCUCCAAACUAAAGGGCUAUAUCACUGUUUUUUUCCUAAUAACCUGAAAUCUUUUGUUGUCUCGUUCAAAUCAGUUUUGACCUACUGAUAUUUAAAAACACUAACAUAAGUACAGUCUUGAAAAGACUGACUUAAUUGCUGAAACUGUACUUUUAAACAAUAAAAUGUCAAAAAAUGUUGGAUUCAUAGCUUUCUCAAAAACAUAGUUAAAUUCUGUUUCUGUGUCAUGCAACAUUUAUGCAAAAACCGCCACUGUACCAGACAAUGCCUAAAGUUGUGAGCAAGACGUUAUGCUAUAAUCAUUUCAGUAAAGAUGCUUAGAUAAACACAGAAAGAGUUCAAACUAAGUGAAACCAUAUAUUUCACGUACAUUUUAUAGUUUUCCAGGAGAAGAAAAAAGGCUUAGCAACUGACAAUGUGUUUUGGAUUUUUUUUUUCUGCAAAUACUGAUUUCUACCAUUGCUGCCUACAUAUAUAAGCAUUUGUUUUGAUAAUUUAUUGAUUUGAACGCGACACCUAGCCACAGCCGCUGUAUUUUUAUAUUUUUAUUUUAAAUCUCUGAAACAAAAGGCUUCAAUAAUUCAAAGAAGAUCAUUUCCUGGUCUGGUAAUUUAAGACCAUUUACUUUAAUUGAGUGUAAGGAGUUCACAGUUGUGCUUACCAGGCCAUCACAGAUGAACAGGAGCAUUUUCUAUCGGAAACAAGAGGCAGUGUUUAAAUCCAAUCACUGGAGCAUCAUAUUUAAUUUAAUUUAAUUUAAUUUUUAUGACCGUGGACAAAAAUGGUGAAAAAAAUACAUUGGUGUAUAUUGCUAUUAAAUACUAAAACAUAAUCAUAAACCCUAAAAUAUCAAACACUGUGCUAAACCUUUUCAGUGAUGAAUUAUGCAUUGGAUUAACGAGUCCUCCAUUGAGGCAAUGGAGUAUUAUCAUUCACUAAAGGCACAUGAAUCUGUCUGAGAUCAACCUUCCACAGUGGCAGAAAUGUCAUUAAUUGUUAAUCAGACAACAGAGCCAACCUGUCAUGUUUUCUAUUAAAGAAUUUAUUUUAGGCCAUUAGAGAUGCGGGCUGCAAUCUUCUUCUCCACUGUGAAAAUGCAUGUGUGUGACACAGCAUUGUGUUCCUCAUUUAGCAUUCUGCUGUCCCCAGAUGUGAGCCACUGACUGUGACAUAAAAGGGUAAAAAAAGGGAAAGCAAGGCAUCUUUAAACACUGUUCACUUGGUGCUUUUUGCUUCAUUUAUGUUCAUUUGAAAACUCCCUCCUUCCUUACGACAAAUAACAUUUUGUGUCUGAUAAAACCCAAGUACUACUGGAACACCGAUCUUCCUUACAGGCAAACUCACGGAUAAUCACUUCAGGUUUAAUGGUAAUCCUGUGUGUGAUUUUCUUUGUCAGCACCAUGGUGGGAAGCUCACUCUAGCCUUCAGCCAAGUGCUAAGUGCUACUCAACAUUUAAAACAGGCUGUUUUACUCCAACCUGCCGCAGAGUUUUGGCGGAAAAUAAACAAAAAUCAUGGAUUUGCUUGAGGCAAUUUUACAAAUAACCUCUUUAUGCUGCAAUUUUAACUGCUGAUUGCUGUAUGUGUUUAUGUGAUUAGAUUAGAGAUGCUGUUAUCACAAGAUGCAGAGUAAAGUGGGAUAUGUGGUCCAACUUGGUGAUUGAGCCUGGGGCAUGAAUUUUCAUGUAUCCCAAAACUGAUUAUUAACAAAGAAAAAAAACAGCUCAAAACCUACUUGAAAGUAACCACCCCCUUCUAUCAUAACAUGUAACUGUAGUUACAGUGAAAGCCAAAAAAAUAUAUUUGACAAUAUGUGGUUGAUAAUUUGUUAGUGGUUUCAUUUGGGAUAACCAAGCUUUUUUUUUCUUUUUUCUUUUUAGAAACAUCUGAACAGGACAUAUGGGCAUCAAAUAUUCUAAGACAAAUAUGCAAAUAUGAACUAUGUCAUGCCAAACUGAAAUACUCCUAAAAAUGAUGUCCAUUGACACUUAGUUUUUCGAGGGAGGCCAUGCUUUAUAUUGCUUUAUGGCCUUUCAAAUAAACCAUAUGAGAUUAGGUAAGAUUUAGCUGCCAUUCAGAUUAUUAGUGUAUAAUAUUAAGAUUCAUAAAAGGGCAAUUCAGCUAAUGGUUGACACUAAGUGACUUCUCAAUCUGAUUUUUUUUUGUCUCCAGUUCAAAGAAGAGCCCCCAAAAAAAACACUUUAUAUAGAGUCCAAGCCCAUAAUAAAAAUCAGUACAUUUCCUCAGUAUUACCUCAUCAGUAUUACCUCUCUUUGUCACCAGUGACAUACCCAAUACAGCAGUAUCUGCUUUUUUCCACAGUGACUGAUACGUUGAUGAAAAAUUAGUUCAUUCUGGACAGUGUUAUGUUUUCAAACACUUAUGAGUCCUACUUACAGCUACAGUCUUUAAUAAACUAAAAUCAUACUCCUGCUGCCAAUGUUUGCUAAUGUGCUAGGCUAAUGCUAGCAUGUUUCUUUGUUAUUUUGAUCAUUCAGCUCAUAACAUUACAUGAUGGUGUAUACAAGGAAGACUGAAAAAAAAAGGUAUUUUUUAACUGAACACUUUGCUUUGAACAUUUUACAAUUUUGUGUUUUAGCUGCACUAUCUGCAGCUGUCCUCCAUAUCUGUCUAAGCACACUCCUCAGAUCAGGUCGCUUGGAAAAAUUAUGAAAAAAAAAAAGCUGCAGUCUUUCUUGCACUGCUGAAAAGUCAACAUAAUGUGUCAGGUGUAAAAUAUUGGUUUUCUGUCCUGCACACAAUAUUAGGCUGUAGUUUUUGAAGGAUAGCUGGGUGACCACAUGGCUAGCUGUAACUAUGGCAGACUUAAAUCCAUUAAAAGCAGUCAAUCAUUGUGAUCAGAGUUUAGUAAGGAACUCCAAUACCAGUCAUUUAAAAAUACCAGAAACAGAAUUAGAUUAAAAUAAUAAUGUACAAACAUACUUUUACUACAGAAUGACUGCUUUCGGUGUCCAUUUAAGCUAAAGAUUAACAAAUGAUAGUUAAUCUGCUGCAUUAAUGAAUAUUAAUAAUGAUCAAAAAUACUUUCUAUUCUUUAUAUAAAAACAUUCCUAUUGCAGUGUCUUAUAAUUUAUUAUAAGAUAUAUAUAUUAUUUAUUUUGUUUUUGUUUUUAAAUAUAUUAUUGUAGUCAAGGGGAAUCUUUGUGUACAAUGUUUGAAUUAUGGUUUCAUGUUAACAUUAAUUACAUCAAAAUUGUAAAAAUAUAUUUUAACUACAGAUAUGAAGUAAAUGUAGUAACUCAAACUUGAAAACUACCACAUAAGAGGAUCUAUUCACAAUUAUCCAGCUACAAGUUCCCUUCUAAUACAUGCAGAAUGCUAUGUAGAAUUGAGGCAUUAACCUUCUGCUUCUACUGACAGUUUUCAGUUUCCCAGCGACUGUUAGUAGACUAGAAAAAAAUAAAUCAACAUUGUAUAAUAUGAAUUAUCAAAAAUGUCAUGUUUGAAGCCAAUACUACUGUUUACAUCUUUAGUUUAGUUUACAUGAUUUGUUUGCUCACAUGAAGGAAAGACAUGAUUUGAGGGUGGAAUCGAUUCUCCAUUGAUCAUUGCCCAACAUUUUUAAUCACCCAGAAUAUUUUUAGUACUUGUUUAAACAACACUUACUGCUAGGUUUAAGAUUUACAGAACUUCCUGAACUUGCUGACAUAAUCAACCUAAGAAGAUCAUCUGAGUCAUUGCUAUGAUAUGGAUUUUGGCAGUUGCUACGUGCAGAUUACGUUAUCGCUUUUCUGGCAUCUGUAGUUGUCAGCCAGUUGGCUAAAUGCUAAUCUCCUUCAAAGCAGGCUUUUGAUUUUCAAUGGGGGCAGAAUUGUGGUGGAUCCCGUUAUCUGUUGUAAAUUAAUCAUUCUUGUAGGCGGGUUGCUUUUUUGUUUGCUGUGGGGCUUUUGAGUGUCAAGUACUGUACAUGAUGUGUGCCCAUGAUUCUGUGUCUUGGUAGAUUUACUUUUAAUAGCAAUGUGCCAAACUCUACUAUAUGAAAAAGAGAUUUAUACUGUCUUGGUGCCAUGCCAUUCUAAUACCAUUUCAUGACAUGUAUUUUUAAAUAACAGAUAUCUAUAGUGCAAUAGAUAUUCAUGUAACAAAUUCAUAUCGACAUGUGUUUCCCUGAACAUGUGCAGUGAAAAUUAAUAAAAUUAUAAGUAUAAUGAAAA
Molecule: messenger RNA, 8762 nt
Organism: Xiphophorus hellerii (green swordtail)
Lineage: Eukaryota; Metazoa; Chordata; Actinopteri; Cyprinodontiformes; Poeciliidae
Product: semaphorin-7A
Exons: 14
Coding region: 238-2163 (641 amino acids)
Biological process (GO): neural crest cell migration; positive regulation of cell migration; axon guidance
Cellular component (GO): plasma membrane
Molecular function (GO): semaphorin receptor binding; chemorepellent activity
Source: RefSeq, a predicted model, not a curated record